This is a messenger RNA of Gigantopelta aegis, 2664 nucleotides long. Its product is annotated as disintegrin and metalloproteinase domain-containing protein 10-like. Gene Ontology annotation, molecular function: metalloendopeptidase activity. NCBI's taxonomy places the organism in Eukaryota, Metazoa, Mollusca, Gastropoda, Neomphalida, Peltospiridae. Bases 69 to 2588 code for a protein of 839 amino acids. The record is from RefSeq and is a predicted model, not a curated record. The transcript has a single exon. Gene Ontology annotation, cellular component: plasma membrane. Gene Ontology annotation, biological process: membrane protein ectodomain proteolysis; Notch signaling pathway.
AUCUCAACCAAAGUGUAACAAUGACGUUAUUUUUAAGUGUUUCAAGUUGCCGAUAACAACAAAAUACAAUGACAAACAGUGCCAGUAUACUUAUUAACAUUAUUGUUCUCCGUUCAUUGUCCCACUGUGAAACUGUAGAAAGCAUCAAUACGAAAUGGUUCAGUGACAAGAAUAAUGACAAGAAUAAGCUUAUUAAUGAAAUUUGGUUACAGAAUAAACAACCGAACAACUUGAAGCCGGAUCGAAUCUUUGAGACCGAUAUUCAAUUUCAAAAUAUCAUAAGAAGAUUCAAUAAUAUAAGAUAUGAAAAAACUUUAAAAUUUUGGGCGUUUUGUUCACAUUUUAAUAUUUAUUUAAAGAAACAGCAACUAUUCCAUAGCAAAAUGACAAUAAAUCAUCAAUCUGGGACCGCUACUUAUAUAGAUAUUCCAAUAUUUUACGUUGGAUUCAAUUACGAUAAUUCCUUGACUGUUGUACACGGAAGAUUUCAUAGUAAUAACUUCAAAGGCAGACUAAGCUGGAAUAAUUUUACAGUGGAAAUUAGUUGUCCAAAUGACAAACUGAUUGAUAUAGACAAUCAUGUUAAAUAUAUUUUUUCAUGUAAAAUUUAUACAUUUAAAAUCAUUGACACUAACGUAACUGAUCCUGACAAUUGUCAAGAAGAAAAAUACCAAAAUGUGCUUCAUAAAUCUUUAUCUCGUAAUUGGGAUCACCUUAAAAAGAACACACAAAUACAGAAUCGCAGACACAGACGUUCACUUGGCAAAUCAACUUCGUGCAACAUACACCUAAUUGCAGACCAUUUAUAUUUUAAACAUGUCGGUAGUAUGAAUUAUGGUAGCACAGUUGAAGCAAUGACGACUAGUGUUUUUGAGGCAGAUACCAUUUUUCGCAGCACAGAUUUCGAUGGUGAUGGAUAUGGUGAUAAUAUUGGAUUUGUUGUUGGAAAUAUUACAAUUUACAGUGACCCACAUGAGCCUGGUUAUCAACUACAGGACGAAGAUUUGACUGUGCAUCACUAUCUUAAUCGUUUUUCUGAAUAUGAUUUCAGUAGCCAUUGUCUAGGCGUGGGUUUCACUUACAGAGAUUUUGAGAAUGGGGUUGUUGGAUUAGCUUGGGUGGCAAACUCGAACCCACUUGGACAUUCCGGGGGCGUCUGCGAGGAAAGAGUAUCUGACACUAACAACAAACCCUACAGCUUUAAUACCUUGGUAUUAAGUCAGCUUAACGCUGGUAAAUUUUAUCCCGGUUACAAGGCUGCGCUAGCAUUAACACACGAACUUGGUCAUAGUUUUGGCUCGCUCCAUGACAACGUAAAUAAAACAGCCUGUGUUCCAAAUAAUGAAUAUGGAAACUAUGUCAUGUAUCCCUACGUCAUUUCGGGCUUAAAACCAAAUAACAGAAAGUUUUCCGCUUGCAGUAUUCAAAAUAUGUAUCCUGUUAUUGUAAAGAAGGGGGUCUUAUGUUUAAAAACGGACAAAGGGCCUAUCUGUGGCAAUGGUAUUCGCGAAGAUGGCGAGGAAUGUGACUGUGGAACAACUGGAACAUGCCGUUACGUUGAUCCUUGUUGUAUAGCAAGUGAUGUCAGCAACAGUUUAGACAGACCUUGUACUUUUGGCCACAACAAAACCAAAACGUGUUCACCGAAAUUAUCACCAUGUUGUUCGGAAGACUGUCUACCAAUAAGGUCAAGCAGAAAACAAACUUGUUUACGCAAAUCUGACUGCACACGUUCAUCUUACUGUGAUGGGGUCAGUUCAUCAUGUCCUGCUCCUGUUAAUCUUCCAGAUGGAAAACCUUGUAAUGGAGGAAGACAAAUAUGUGAAUCAGGGAAGUGUUUGACGAGUAUUUGUGAAUGGUUAAAACUCAAAGACUGCCAGUGUACUAGUAAACCAUUAUAUUGUCAUGUUUGCUGCAAGGAGUACAAUGCAAGUGAGGACGAAUGUGCUCCUGUCGGUUCUUUUGCAGAUGCACCUAUAUACUCUCGGAACCUAAGAACUGAAAAGCGACAUCGAUGUAAUGCUAACAAGGGUUUCUGUAAUGAUAAACAUGUAUGCAUUAUGGGAAAUGUGGACACUGUCCUGAACAUACUGGACACAUUCCUAAGUAGUAGUUUUCAGCACGAUAUUAUCAGUUGGUUCCGAAAUUAUUGGUCUCGUGUAUGUGGAGGGGUUUUGGUUAUUUUUGCCAUCAUAAUGGUGUUUGUCAUCACGUACAAAAGACAAAGCGAUAGCCACGUAGAAGCAAUUAGAGUAGGGAGAUUAAACACAGCUCUGACAAACACAAUGCGUCAGAAACGAAUUUAUUCUAAAAAACUUGAAAGAAUUAAAAAGAAAUUUGAACAGAGAAUCAAAGAAAUAAUGUUUGGAAAAAGAAUGGACAUCGCAGAAGCUGUUGGGCGUCUUUCCUUACUUUUUCCAACGGCACCCUUACCAUUACUUUUGAAAGUCGCAAACUGUAGUUCAAAUGAAGAGUUAGCAGUGCGAAUAUUGUUAAUUAGGGGUUAUUCCAUGCGGCGAUUCAGAGUUUCAGUUCCUGACAAUUCUAGUCGGGUGUGUUUUGUAAACAAAGCCAUCAAUAUGAUUUAAUACUAAACAUUAGUAAAUUAAAAAAAAAUAUAUAAUAAUAAUAAUAAUAAAAAAUCUAAUAAUCACGAACGUUGAA